AGCAGAAGGUUUUACUUCAAAAAAAUAAUGCUGUUUCUUCGGUGUGUCCUGGAGACUGCCUGUUGAGGAACCACAGUCAUGAAUGGCUUUAGGGUCCUCCUGCGAAGCAACCUGUCCAUGCUGCUGCUGCUCGUUUUCUUGCACUUUCAGAGUCUGGGUCUGGAUAUUGACACUCGAUCUGCUGCUGAAGUCUGUGCCACACAUACCAUUUCACCAGGACCUAAAGGAGAUGACGGUGAAAGAGGUGACACCGGAGAAGAAGGCAAGGAUGGCAAAGUGGGACGCCGGGGACCAAAAGGAGUUAAAGGAGAGCUGGGUGAUAUGGGAGCCCAGGGCAAUAUUGGCAAGUCUGGCCCUAUUGGCAAGAAGGGUGAUAAAGGGGAAAAGGGUCUGCUUGGGAUUCCUGGAGAAAAAGGCAAGGCAGGUACCAUCUGUGACUGUGGCAGGUAUCGGAAAGUGGUUGGACAACUGGAUAUUAGUGUUGCUCGUCUUAAGACAUCAAUGAAAUUCAUCAAGAAUGUUAUAGCAGGGAUCCGGGAAACUGAAGAGAAAUUCUACUACAUUGUGCAGGAAGAGAAGAACUACAGGGAAUCUCUGACCCACUGCAGGAUCCGGGGAGGGAUGCUAGCCAUGCCCAAGGAUGAAGUUGUUAACACUCUUCUUGCUGACUAUGUUGCCAAGAGUGGCUUCUUCCGAGUGUUCAUUGGGGUGAAUGACCUUGAGAAAGAGGGGCAAUAUGUGUUCACAGAUAACACUCCACUGCAGAACUACAGCAAUUGGAAGGAGGGAGAACCCAGUGACCCCUAUGGCCAUGAGGACUGUGUGGAGAUGCUGAGCUCCGGCAGAUGGAAUGACACAGAGUGUCAUCUUACUAUGUAUUUUGUCUGUGAGUUUGUCAAGAAGAAAAAAUAAUUUUCCUCAUGUAACACAGUCAUCUUUUCCAUGGGUCUUCUUCUCACAGUUACUUUUAUCCAUUUUUGCCUUCCUAAUUACAUUGCUCUUGCUAAAAUGACAUAAGGGCUCUGCCCCCACUAUCUUCUUCUGUGCUAAUUGUGACAAUUCUGUACAUGAUGUUUACUUAGACUAUUCUUGGGGCUCUUUCUCUUGCAGCUCUAUUUAACCCUUUGGCAUAACAGGAGAAAGACACUAGAACUCA
Messenger RNA from Mastomys coucha (southern multimammate mouse), 1156 nucleotides. It is a transcript of the gene Colec10, whose product is annotated as collectin subfamily member 10. The record is from RefSeq and is a predicted model, not a curated record. The transcript has 6 exons. The coding region runs from base 79 to 912 and encodes 277 amino acids. Lineage: Eukaryota; Metazoa; Chordata; Mammalia; Rodentia; Muridae.